Ornithodoros turicata is the source of this 897-nucleotide messenger RNA. RefSeq lists its product as uncharacterized. Lineage: Eukaryota; Metazoa; Arthropoda; Arachnida; Ixodida; Argasidae. Gene Ontology annotation, biological process: DNA replication, removal of RNA primer. The record is from RefSeq and is a predicted model, not a curated record. Gene Ontology annotation, molecular function: RNA-DNA hybrid ribonuclease activity; nucleic acid binding. Bases 1 to 897 code for a protein of 298 amino acids. The transcript has a single exon.
AUGUUGGAGAACAACCAGCCAAGAAUUGCUAUGUUCACCGAUGGCUCCACGACGAAAUCCGGAUCUGCAGCGGCAUACGUGGUACCGCAGCACUCCAAGGAGGGCAUAGUGCGGUUAUCCCAUAGGACCUCUUCCACGACAACGGAACUGGUAGCUAUACACCUUGCCGUGAGAUACAUAGCCACGCACGCGCGACCUGCGCACUGGAUUGUCUACAGCGACUCAAAAGCUGGACUGGAGGCCAUGUUGGCUUUCUUGGGGUACAGUUGGACAGCUUCAACGGUGAAGGAGAUCCUAACGGAAUACAAGAGAUGUAUGGACCUGGGACAUGACGUUAUCUUCCAAUGGAUUCCGGGGCACAUUGGCAUCCGCGGUAACGAAACUGCAAACGAGCUAGCUGGAAUUGCACACCUGGCUUCCACCAAAUACGUCGUGAUGUGUACAAGCUCAGACAUCAAACUUCUACUAAGGUCCAUGACAGACGACAUGUGCAAACGCAAAUGGCUACAAGGUGAUGGUGGGUCAUCUCUUCUCAGAAGACUAGACCCGGAACUAAAAUUCAGCAUCCCUCCCUCGACAGCCAGAAGUAUCGCAACAUUUCUACAUCGUGCACGCCUGAACGUCCAGUAUGGCCGGCAUUUCCUGCAUAUGGUGGGCAAGGCGGGUUCCCCGGAUUGCCCAGUGUGUGGGAUGGAAGAAAAUACUGAACAUAUUUUUAUGGAGUGCAGAAGACAUCAGUCCCAACGCAAGACAUUGCGGGCCGCACUAACUCGUUUGGACAACAGAGCCUCCUCCAUAGAGAAGGUCUUGGGGACGUGGGACGCCAACCAGAGAGACGCCGCAUUCAAGGCUCUCGUAGGCUUCAUCUCAAGUUGUUCUCUUGAUGUUCAGUACUAG